CCCCCUUUAAAAUAACAACUCCGAUCAGGCCGGCCGGGGGUGGGGGUUAAAAAAAAAAAGGAUUUGUACCCGGAAAAAAAAAAGAAAAGAAAAAAAAAAUCAGCCCCUUCCCCUCCAGUAAAAACGUUUCGACCGUCGACGAUGCAGGCACGGUACCCGGUGUCAGAUCCCAAUGCCCUCGGAGUCGUGCCUUACCUCAGCGAGCAGAAUUAUUACCGAGCCACCGGCAGCUAUGGCCCGAUGCCCACCUCGAUGGGUGUGUAUUCGGGGCACGACCAGUACACCACGGGCAUGGCCAGACCCUACGGACCGUACCACCACCACCACCACCACCAUCACCACCAGCAGCAGCAGCAGCAGCAGCAGCAGCACCCGGCACCCAAGGACCUGGUCAAGCCUCCCUACAGCUACAUCGCCCUGAUCACCAUGGCCAUCCAAAACACGCCCGACAAGAAGAUCACUCUGAACGGGAUCUACCAGUUUAUCAUGGAUCGCUUUCCUUUUUACCGGGAGAACAAGCAGGGCUGGCAGAACAGCAUCCGCCACAACCUGUCCCUGAACGAGUGCUUCGUCAAAGUGCCCCGGGACGACAAGAAACCGGGCAAAGGCAGCUACUGGUCGCUGGAUCCGGACUCGUACAACAUGUUCGAAAACGGCAGCUUCUUGCGGAGGAGGAGGCGCUUCAAGAAGAAAGACGCGGUGAAGGAGAAGGAGGAGAGGGACCGUCAGCAGAAAGACCCCAAGGCGGGUCAGACCCCCGUCUCGCAGCCCGACGCCCCCUCGAAGGACGACAGGAAGGUCGUGGUGAAGAACGAGGCCGUCUCCCCGGGUUUGCCCGUCGUCGUCACCAAAGUGGAGGCGAUGGAGAGCUCGGAGAGCGGCAGCGCGAUGCAGGACAGCCCGAGAAGCGGCGCCUCCACGCCCUCGGUCUCCACCGAAAGCUCCAUCCCGGAUCACCAGCAGCCGCCCGGCAACAACGGCCUGACCGGCUUCAGCGUGGAGAAUAUCAUGACCUUAAGGACCUCCCCGCCCGGGGAGCUCAGCCCCGUCUCCAACAGGACUGGGAUGAUGUCCUUGUCUGCGCACUACGCGCACGCACAGCAGCCCAUCUACAGCCCAGCCUGCAGCCAGAGCCUGGACUCCAACGGGGGUUACCAGUGCAGCGUGAGAGCCAUGAGUCUGUACGCCGGGGACAGGAACAGCCACAUGUUGGUGCCCGGCACCGUGGAGGAUGCCAUGUCGGACCACUCGGUCAGCGCCGGCUCCCCGUUGAACGCUAUGAACCUGAGCGCCGGGCAGGAGGGUGGUCUGGGCUCCGGCCAUCACCAGCAGCAAAGCGGAGGCGCAGGACAAGCCGCCUCCUGGUACCUGAAUCACGGGGCAGAGCUGAACCACCUCUCGGGGCACUCGCUGGGGGGCCAGCAACAGGCUUUCCCCAAUGUCCGGGAGAUGUUUAAUUCCCAUCGGCUCGGCCUUGAGAGCUCAGUCCUUGGUGAUCAACAGGUGAGCGGCAACACGAGCUGUCAGAUCCCUUAUCGAUCGACACCUUCACUUUAUCGCCAUUCGGGCCCCUAUGCCUACGACUGCAAUAAGUACUGAUUGAGAGAGAGAGAGAGAGAGAGAGGGAAAGAGAGAGAGA
Molecule: messenger RNA, 1639 nt
Organism: Callorhinchus milii (elephant shark)
Lineage: Eukaryota; Metazoa; Chordata; Chondrichthyes; Chimaeriformes; Callorhinchidae
Product: forkhead box protein C2
Exons: 1
Coding region: 142-1599 (485 amino acids)
Biological process (GO): cell differentiation; anatomical structure morphogenesis; regulation of transcription by RNA polymerase II
Molecular function (GO): DNA-binding transcription factor activity, RNA polymerase II-specific; RNA polymerase II cis-regulatory region sequence-specific DNA binding
Source: RefSeq, a predicted model, not a curated record